Molecule: messenger RNA, 573 nt
Organism: Magnolia sinica
Lineage: Eukaryota; Viridiplantae; Streptophyta; Magnoliopsida; Magnoliales; Magnoliaceae
Exons: 1
Coding region: 1-573 (190 amino acids)
Source: RefSeq, a predicted model, not a curated record
AUGACGAUCACGUGCUUUGACUUCGAAGAGGCACGAGUCUCUCCCAAGUGCUUCGUCAGUUUUUUGGAGCAUAUGAUUGUAGAUAUGGAGAAGAAUCCUGAUAGACAGAAUAUAUUUAGAGACAGCUAUUUUGGAUUUCUUCUUCACUUUCCAUUGACUGGGUGGAGGGCACACUCCCAGAUUUUGCAUUGCCGAAUGCAAAGGCAUGUUGGUGAUCUGAAAUUCGAUGUUCAGGGCAUCAAGAUAAAAUUUACUGAGAUCGACUUUUCUCUAAUAAUGGGUCUUAAGUUUGGACCAGUUAGGAUAGAUGGUGACGGUCGUGCUGAGGCCGGAAGAAUAAUGGGAGGAAGAGGUAUUAGGGAGACCUACCUGAGAGCAGGUAGUGUUAGUAAAAAAGAACUGAAACAAGCCUAUUUGUCACUCACUGAUAAAGACGAACAUAUGGACGCGGUGAAGCUGGCUCUAAUAAUUUGCAUUGAGAAUCUAUUAGUUGGAUCUUCACAAAAGAAUAACUGUGUUGAUAUGUUUAUCGACAUGGUCGAUGACUUGGAUUAUUUUAAUAACUACCCCUGA